AUGUUUCUUUCAACUACUCUAGCAGUCCAAGCUUUAGCCAUACUGAGCGUUGUGAGUAGCAUUCAAGCAGCCACUCAUACUGUAAAUGUAGGUGGCCUUACCAGCGGAAAUGCCCUCUCGUUUGACCCAAGCAACAUCAGUAUCUCCCCAGGCGAUUCUGUUUCAUUCAUGUUUAAUGCUGUCCAUACUGCUUCACACGCUUCACUUACCGAUCCUUGCUCUCCUGCAUCACCAUCGGAUUUCAACUUCAAUGGUAGCCCUGGAGCAGUUUUCAAUCAGACCUUUAAUACAGCAGGGACCUUCAACUUUUACUGCAUGCUCCCAGGACAUUGUCAAGCUGGUAUGAAAGGUGUUAUUCUGGUUGGUCAAGGCGUGGCGCAAAGUGGGUCUACAGCUGCUAGUAGCUCACCGACUACAAGUCCAUCUUCCAACUCAGGGGGUGGCAUCUACGGCAGCGUUUCAGGAGCUUCCACAAUACUGGGUACGGCAAAACUGGCAUUGUUAUCUGCAGCCGUUGUGAUGGCUGCUGUCACAUUUUAA
This is a messenger RNA of Umbelopsis ramanniana AG, 540 nucleotides long. RefSeq lists its product as uncharacterized. The transcript has a single exon. The coding region runs from base 1 to 540 and encodes 179 amino acids. NCBI's taxonomy places the organism in Eukaryota, Fungi, Mucoromycota, Umbelopsidomycetes, Umbelopsidales, Umbelopsidaceae. Gene Ontology annotation, molecular function: electron transfer activity; copper ion binding. The record is from RefSeq and is a predicted model, not a curated record.